AAUAUCAAGUCUAAUAAGAGAGGAGAAAAUAUGUCUGACAAAAAAUUGCCAGAACAUCCAGGGAAACGAGAGUGCGGCACCUAUCUUAUAACAGGAAACUGUAAUCUGAAAAAUAAGUGCAAAUACCAUCACCCCAAGAAUAUAACCCCGAUAGAGCCUGGACUGGCUCUCAACGACAAUGGCUUACCGUUAAGACCUAAUCAAGCGGUUUGCCCGGAUUUCAGUCGCUUUGGCCUUUGCAAAUCCGGUCCAACUUGUAAGUUCGACCAUUCAACCGAACCAUCAUCAUCCUCAUCCUCAGGUGGCAAAUGAUGAAAAUGAAACAGAUAUUCCCUAUUCCGAUUAUAAUAUUUAUCCACAUAUAUAUAUAUAUAUAUAUCCAUAAUCAUGUAUUUUAGUCACCAUUUGUAAUAAUAAUAUAUGAAAGAAUGUAAUGAUCACCAUGGUAUCAAAAGUGUUCAUUUCAUGUAACAAGAUUGGACUUUUUGUUUCAAUUUAAUCCAACCAAACAGAGGCCUAAUCAAGUUUGAUCACCAUGGUGAUAAAAAAUGUUCUAUACAUGUAACAAGAUUGGACUUUUUGUUUCAAUU
Messenger RNA from Camelina sativa (false flax), 590 nucleotides. Its product is annotated as zinc finger CCCH domain-containing protein 13-like. NCBI's taxonomy places the organism in Eukaryota, Viridiplantae, Streptophyta, Magnoliopsida, Brassicales, Brassicaceae. The record is from RefSeq and is a predicted model, not a curated record. Gene Ontology annotation, molecular function: metal ion binding; mRNA binding.